Messenger RNA from Caenorhabditis briggsae, 924 nucleotides. RefSeq names its product Protein CBR-SRV-1 (gene Cbr-srv-1). The transcript has 6 exons. The coding region runs from base 1 to 924 and encodes 307 amino acids. Gene Ontology annotation, cellular component: membrane. The record is from RefSeq and is a predicted model, not a curated record. NCBI's taxonomy places the organism in Eukaryota, Metazoa, Nematoda, Chromadorea, Rhabditida, Rhabditidae.
AUGACGAUUGCGUUUCUUGACGUGGCAAUCACCAUCGAGUAUGUUUCGACCGCGAUUUCACUCGUUUGUCUGCCAAUAAAUAUCCUUUUCGUCUACAUUCUGAUCAUCGAAAGAAAUCGUCCACCAUACAACACUCCAUUCUUCCGAUUAUGCAUUCAUCUGUCGAUUGCCGAUAUUCUGAUGGAAGUAUUCUCCACUUUAUUCUUCAAAUUUCCAUCUUUUGGAGUGUUUCCUGAUACUUUCUACAAGGAGAACUGGUCAGUUGUUCCGAUAGCUGGAAUGCAGUAUCUAGGACAUGCACAAGCAUUUGGUAUCAUUUUCAUUGCUGUCAACAGAUUCACUGCGGUUCAUUAUCCUAUAAAACAUCGACAACAAUGGUGGACUCCCAAGGUUACAAAAACCCUUCUACUCAUCCAAUGGAUCACUCCAAUCUUCUUCAUGGCCCCAUUAUUUUUCACUGAUUUCAAAUUUCUGUUUUCUCGAAACUCUGGUUCGGUGAUAUUUGCUGCAAGUGAUGCCCGUUUUCAUAAGAACUAUUUCCUUGCCAUGGCCAUUGUCGACGGAAUUUUGAUCAACUCGAUUGUUCUGUUAUUGUAUGGAGCAAUUUUUGUCAGAGUACACACCCAUGUAGUUGUCCGUAAACCAGGAGAACUUGCUCUUCGUCUUGCUCUUUCUGCAUUCAUAAUUUUCAUUUGCUAUCUGGCACUGGGAGUUUGUUCUCUUCUUUCCGCAUUAACUCCGCCUCCAGAUGCCUGGGUCUACCGUACGAUGUGGUUUGUCGUCAACGAUGUUCUCUGUAAUUCCAGCGCCUUGGUCCUUUUGGCGCUGAAUCGACCAAUUAGAAAGGCUUUCACUCGUCACCUCGGAAUUUUUUCGUAUCAAGGAGUGAGCACAAAAAACAAUUCAUUGCUUCAAGCUGUCUAA